AUGCCUCCGCUGGAGCGGGGGCUAGGCGGGCAGGUUGUACGGUGGUGCCCGGCCCGGGUUUCUGGGGCGGUUAAGGGUCACAGGGUCCAGCUGGGGGUGGGGAAGCAUUGGCUGGGCCGCAGUCGUCUGCCGCCUGGCGUCCUGGACGUCGUCCUGGUCGUCCUGCUCGGACUUGCCACACCUGGCGUCCUGGAGGUCCUCCCGGUCGUCCGUUCGGUCGUCUUCCACCAGCGCCCCGACCGUGCGGCCCGACUGUUCGUUCCGUUAAAUCGUGUUGCACCUGGCGUCCUGUGUGGGUGGAUUCUGGGGGGGACCUGUAUGACUUUUGUCGGUGGCCGUCAGGAAGGACACCAGGAGGGCUGUGUGCCCGGCUUCCAGGUCAAACAUUACCAGGUUGCAUACAGGAGAACUUUUCAGAAAGGUCUGCCACUUCUACAAGUUGAAUUCGAUGACUGUGCCGGAAAUGAAGACGUGGCCUUUGAGGUGUCUGUAAGUGGCUUCCGCGUUGAUGGAAACCUUAAUUUAGUACCUCUGCAAGAUGUGACAUUCAGCGGGCCAGUCAUGUUCAUCCACGGGCUCAGUGCUCAUGCGGAUGACAUGGCACAGGUGGGCAUAACUGGACAGCCGCUUGAGUCGACACGUGCUCUCAAGGAAGCGCUGGGUCUGUCACAUAGAUUGAAAAGAUCCCUGCUGGUUCCUCCAAUGAUUGUCACUGAGAACCAGAGAGCCCCCUUCCCAAGGAUCAUUGGCAAGUCUCACGUGAUUUCAACAGAGAAGUCGUGGGACCAUAUUUUCCGACUGACGGGUCACGGUGCUGACCAGGAUCCCAAAGGUCUCUUUACUAUUGACAUCGACACAGGAGACGUGUCAGUCACUCGCUCACUGGACCGGGAGGUCAUCGAUUCAUACCUGCUGGAAGUGUCAACCACAGACCUUAAUGGAAACCUCGUUGAGGGACCCGUGAUCCUCGUCAUCACUGUCAUCGAUCAGAAUGACAACCGGCCCAUAUUCAGAGAGACGCGCUACACUGGAGAGGUGCUCGAGGGAUCGCCUACAGGAACCACAGUGAUGACAAUGAUGGCGUUUGAUGCAGACGACCCAGCUACAGAUAAUGCCGCUUUGCGCUACAACAUCAUCCGACAGUCUCCAGAAAAACCAUCUCCUAACAUGUUCUACAUUGACGCGGAGAGAGGCGACAUUGUUACUGUCAUUUCACCUACUUUACUUGACAGAGAGACUCUGCCAACCACAACCUAUGAACUUGAGAUUGUGGCCAAGGACAUGGCAGGAAGUGAGGUGGGCCUGACAGGAACAGCCACUGCAACCAUUACCAUCACAGACAAGAACGAUCAUGCUCCAGAGUUCACACAUCCACUGUUUGAAGCUUACGUGUACGAGGGCUCGACAGGUGUGGUCUUAAACUUAACCAUCGAUGAUAGAGAUGAUCCAGCAACAGGAGCAUGGAGAGCUGUGUACUCCAUUAUCAACGGAGAUCCCACACGAAGCUUUGAGAUCCAGACCAACCCAGACAAUAAUGAGGGAAUGCUUUCUGUUGUCAAGCCUCUAGACUAUGAAGGCACAGCGUUCCACAAGAUCUACAUCAAAGUGGAGAAUGAAGACCCCCUGAUUCCUGAUGUCGCUUAUGGCCCUACAUCAACAGCAACAGUUCAAGUCAAAGUUUUAGACAUUAAUGAGGGGCCGGUCUUUUUCCCUGACCCCCUGAUUGUCACCAGGAUGGAAAACAUUCCAGUGGAAAGCUUUGUCGCCUCUCUUAAUGCCACAGACCCAGAUACAUUACAGCUUCAGAGUGUAAGGUAUGCCAUUCUGCGAGAUCCAGCAGGUUGGCUGACUGUGAACCAACUGCGAGGAACUGUCAACACAUUGGCCUCUCUGGACCGUGAAUCUCCUUAUGUUUACGAUAAUAAAUAUACUGCUCUCUUCAUUGCCAUCGACAAUGGCAGUCCGCCAGCAACAGGUACCGGCACAUUGGUCAUCCACCUGGAGGAUUACAAUGAUAAUGCACCCUUUGUAGUGCCAUCAGUAGCACGGGUGUGUGAAGAUGCCCAUGAUAUGAAUGUAGCCAUCGUAGGUGGACAGGACAAGGACCUACCACCGAACGGCGCACCCUUCAAGAUAGAGCUGGGAAAACAACCAGGGUUGGACAAAACCUGGAGAGUUAAAAGUGUGAACUCCACACACUCCCAAAUCAUGUUGCUGCACAGUCUGAAGAAAGCCAACUACCAGCUCCCAUUGCUCAUCACUGAUUCAGGGGUGCCUCCUAUGUCCAACAACUCGGAGGUCAAAGUUCAGGUCUGCGUCUGCAAGAAGAACAAGAUGCUCUGCAGCUCCGCCCACUCACACCACCCUAGCCUUCUCAUCAUGUUGGCAACAGUCAUGCUUGCCCUACCCUGUAAGUAUUAA
Nerophis lumbriciformis (worm pipefish) is the source of this 2421-nucleotide messenger RNA. The record is from RefSeq and is a predicted model, not a curated record. NCBI's taxonomy places the organism in Eukaryota, Metazoa, Chordata, Actinopteri, Syngnathiformes, Syngnathidae.